CUAGACUGGAGGUGUCAGGAGUAACGUGGAUAAUAUCACAGUUAAGACACGAACGUCCUCUCCUCAAGACAGCCUGCCCUCCAGCUGCUAUGAAUGACAGCGGAAGCGGGUGGCCCAUCAACCUGCUGCCAUCCUGUGGGCCAGCUGGUUCGUGUGUGGGCAUGGACAACACCAGCACGGGACACGUGUUCGAGGUGGCCGUGCAGCAGAACGUCUCGUCCAAACACAGCCCCCAGUUUGUCGGGGUGGAGCUGCUGCAGUCCUUCAAGAGCCUCAUCAUCCCCUGCUACGCCCUGGUGGUGCUGGUCGGGGUGUUCGGCAACUACCUGCUGCUCUACGUCAUCUGCCACACCCGUAAGAUGCACAACGUGACCAACUUCUUCAUCGGGAACUUGGCUUUCUCCGACAUGCUCAUGUGUGGCACCUGUGUCCCCUUCAACCUGGCGUAUGCAUUCAACCCCCGUGGAUGGGUGUUUGGACGGUUCAUGUGCUACCUGGUGUUCCUCAUCCAGCCAGUCACUGUCUAUGUGUCUGUGUUCACUCUUACCGCUAUUGGCAUUGACAGAUACUACGCCACUGUCCACCCCCUCAAGAAGCGCCUGUCUGUGGUGUCCUGCACCUACUUGCUGUUGGGGAUCUGGCUGCUCUCCUGUGGCCUGGUGGCCCCGGCAGUUGCCCACACCUACCACGUGGAGUUCAAGGACGAGGGCUUCACCAUCUGCGAGGAGUUCUGGAUUGGCCAGCAGCGCCAGCGUCUGGCCUACGCCUACAGCAUGCUCUUCGUCACCUACGUGCUGCCGCUGUCAGCGCUCUGCGCGUCCUACCUGUGCAUCUCGGUGCGGCUGCGCAACUGUGUGGCGCCGGGCCACCGCACACAAGGCCAGGCGGCGCAGCAGCGCGCGCGCAAGCGCAAGACCUUCAGGCUGGUGGCGCUGGUGGUGGCGGCGUUCGCCAUCUGCUGGCUGCCCAUCAGCGUCUUCAACGUGCUGCGCGAUAUCAACAUCGGCCUGAUCGACAAGCGCUACUUCCUGCUCAUCCAGCUCCUGUGCCACCUGUGCGCCAUGAGCUCUUCCUGCUGCAACCCCUUCCUGUACGCCUGGCUGCACGACCGCUUCCGCGGCGAGCUGCGCAAGAUGUUCACGUGCCACCGGCGCAUCGGCAUCCCCUCGGCCAACCACUGUGCCACCGGAAGUGUGGUCCUUUGA
Messenger RNA from Alosa alosa (allis shad), 1205 nucleotides. RefSeq names its product prolactin releasing hormone receptor 2a (gene prlhr2a). Gene Ontology annotation, molecular function: neuropeptide Y receptor activity; neuropeptide binding. The coding region runs from base 90 to 1205 and encodes 371 amino acids. Gene Ontology annotation, biological process: G protein-coupled receptor signaling pathway. The record is from RefSeq and is a predicted model, not a curated record. Lineage: Eukaryota; Metazoa; Chordata; Actinopteri; Clupeiformes; Clupeidae. The transcript is spliced from 3 exons. Gene Ontology annotation, cellular component: plasma membrane; neuron projection.